AUGGCUUCAGACGCUGCUGUUUCAAGCAUCAAAGUGAUGAACCAGGAUCUUGUCAAGUUAGAUCGAUUUGAUGGAACAAAUUACACAGGAUGGCAAGACAAGAUGACAUUCCUAUUGACUGCCCUGAAGGUUCACUAUGUUCUUGAUCCCGACCUACAACCAAUACCUGAACCAACAGAAAAUGAUUCGGAAGAACUCAAGAAGGAGCGCAAGAAAUGCAAGGAGGACGAACUGCUUUGCCGUGGACACAUUCUGAAUACUUUAUCUGAUCGUCUCUACGACCUCUACACAGACAAUCCAUCGGCAACAGAAAUAUGGAAGGCACUAGAAUUCAAGUUCAAGGCUGAAGAGAAAGGUACGAAGAAGUUCUUAAUAUCUAAAUAUUUCGAUUUUAAAUUCUUAGAUUCUAAGCCCAUUCUUCCCCAAGUGCAUGAAUUGCAAGUUCUGGUCAAUAAAAUAAAGGCAGUAAAAAUAGACAUCCCUGAGACCUUCCAAGUCGGUGCAAUUAUUGCAAAAUUACCACCUUCAUGGAAAGGCUACCGAAAGAAAUUGUUGCACAGUUCCGAGGACUUCUCCUUGGAGAAAAUUCAGAAACAUCUUUGA
Lathyrus oleraceus (garden pea) is the source of this 603-nucleotide messenger RNA. RefSeq lists its product as uncharacterized. The transcript has a single exon. The record is from RefSeq and is a predicted model, not a curated record. The coding region runs from base 1 to 603 and encodes 200 amino acids. NCBI's taxonomy places the organism in Eukaryota, Viridiplantae, Streptophyta, Magnoliopsida, Fabales, Fabaceae.